UAUGCACUUAAGUUGACUUCUGUAGUUCUGUGAAGAGAUAACAUGAAUAUUGGAAUUUAAUUAGAGCCUAUCUAAUAUAAGGACAUAGCAAAGAGAGAGAGAAAUUAAAGAGAUGGAGAAGAGCAAGGUGCUUAUUAUUGGAGGAACAGGGUACAUAGGAAAGAAAUUGGUGAAGGCAAGUUUAGGUUUGGGACAUGAAACUUAUGUUCUUCAAAGGCCAGACAUUGGUCUUGACAUUGAUAAGCUUCAGCUUCUAUUUUCAUUUAAGGAGCAAGGUGCUAAGCUUCUCAGAGCUUCCCUUGAUGAUCAUCAAAGCCUUGUCAACGCCGUGAAGCAAGUUGAUGUGGUGAUUUCCGCCGUAGCCAGUGUUCCCUUCCGCGGCCACCAUAUACUCCAACAGCUCAAACUUGUUGAUGCUAUCAAAGAGGCCGGGAAUAUCAAGAGAUUUUUGCCUUCUGAGUUUGGGACAGACCCAGCAAGAAUGAAGCAUGCGUUGGAGUCAGGAAGAGCAACAUAUGAUGAUAAAAUGGUAGUGAGAAAAGCCAUAGAAGAGGCCAACAUACCAUAUACCUAUAUUUCUGCUAACGGUUUUGCUGGUUACUUUCUUGGUGGCCUAUGUCAAUUUGCCCAAAUUACCCCUUAUGUUGACUCUGUAGUCUUGUACGGAGAUGGCAAUGUCAAGGGAAUUUAUGUAGAUGAAGAUGAUAUAGCUAUGUAUACUAUCAAAACAAUAGAUGAUUCAAGAACACUUAACAAGACAGUAUACAUAAGACCACCGAAAAACAUUUUAUCCCAAAGAGAAGUUGUCCAAAUUUGGGAGAAGCUAAUUGGAAAAGAACUGCAGAAAUCUUCAAUUUCUGUACAAGAGUUUUUAAGUUCCAUGAAAGGGAAACCAUAUGAAGUGCAAAGUGGAAUGGUGCAUUAUUAUCAUGUUUGCUUUGAAGGUUGUCUAACAAAUUUUGAGAUAGGAGAAGAUGGGGUUGAAGCUUCUCAACUUUAUCCUGAAAUCAACUACACUACUGCACAUGAAUACUUGAAACGCUUUCUAUAAAGUAUUGUGGAUGUGUUAAAAUACGGUGAAAAUUCAGGUGCAGUAUACUUUAGGUGAAGUUGAUAGUUAAGAAUUAUUAGAUCAAAAUUUAGUCAAAUCAAUCAAAUCAUCUAAUAACUCUUAGUUAUCAACUUCACGUGAAGUUGCUUGCGGCUGUACCUGAGUUUCCACCGUUAAGUAUUUAGCAAGUUAAUUAAGUUGGUUAUGGUUCAUUCAGUUAACGAUUCGUUUAGUUUCAUUGUCAACCUGUUGCUUCAUUGGAUUUGAAGUUGAACUUGGUUAAAAAUUGUGUUAAGUACUUUUAUAAUAAAAGAAGUAAAAUAAUUUUAUACGUACAUAU
This is a messenger RNA of Arachis stenosperma, 1391 nucleotides long. RefSeq names its product bifunctional pinoresinol-lariciresinol reductase-like. Bases 113 to 1051 code for a protein of 312 amino acids. The transcript is spliced from 4 exons. Gene Ontology annotation, molecular function: oxidoreductase activity. The record is from RefSeq and is a predicted model, not a curated record. NCBI's taxonomy places the organism in Eukaryota, Viridiplantae, Streptophyta, Magnoliopsida, Fabales, Fabaceae.